Aspergillus terreus NIH2624 is the source of this 999-nucleotide messenger RNA. RefSeq lists its product as uncharacterized. The record is from RefSeq and is a predicted model, not a curated record. Bases 1 to 999 code for a protein of 332 amino acids. The transcript has a single exon. NCBI's taxonomy places the organism in Eukaryota, Fungi, Ascomycota, Eurotiomycetes, Eurotiales, Aspergillaceae. Gene Ontology annotation, molecular function: metallopeptidase activity.
AUGGCUCGCCACAACCCUCUGGUGGCUAUCAUGCUUGCCAUAUUCCUCCUCUUUGUUUCUACCCUUGUCAACGCUGGACACCCAAGCUUUGAGCCUCAUCCAUCAGAGUUCAAGUUGAAUUAUGUCCGCAUCAAGCCAAACGACAUCUUGGAGCCAUGGCCUGAUAAGAGAGUUCUCUAUUGCUAUGAGAACGAAAGAGCCCGAAAUGUCCUGUCUCAAUUCAUUCGCCACGGCAUGAGUCUAUGGUACGGUGCUGGUUUGCCGUAUGACUUCGUGAUGGAGGAGGUCAGCCGCACUGAGUGCCUCGCGAAUCGGAAAACUACCCUCGAAAUUCGACUCUACGGAGACGCCGUGUUUCACAGCUCCACAGGACGUACCACACCGACCGGUUCGGAUGGUCCCUCAAUGGUCCUAGGUGUGCAGAAUCCCGAACAAUACAACGGAACCCUUUGGGCUAUCACACACGAGAUAGGACACGUUUGGGGGCUUUUCCAUGAACAAGGGGACCCUGCUUUCUGGGGCACCGAUGGCCCAUUUCACUUCUACUGUCAACAUUUGGCACAAUUCGAGGAAAAAUCACGGGGUCUCUCCCUCAUGCAGAUCUGGGGGCUGGAUGGUAUCUGCACCAACUUUUGGGCUGCAGCGCAGGUUGAGUUUACAGCGACCAACUUUUUGCCCCUCCCAGAAGGAUUUUACACGUCGCCGAACAACGCCAAUUCAAGGGACGGUGACGUAGAUUGGAAGUCGAUCAUGCUGUAUCCCAGCAAUAUGUUCGCAAUUAAUGAUGGCAAGACUGGUCUGUACAGCUAUAUCCGAAGGGCAGGCCCGGCAUUCAUCCAGUCGGGAGAGGUGCCUAGCCCACACGAUGUCUACGGCAUCAAGACCUUGUACCAGGCACGCUAUGAGUCACCUCCAGUUACCCUGUACAACGACCCCCAAAGUUCGUACCACAGUCUUUUCACUUCGAUGGUGGAAGAGUGCCGUCGUCGUCGUCGUUGA